AUGGGCUUCUUCAACAGGAGCAAACCCAUCAAAGCACAGUCCUCCCACCCAGACCAUCCAGGCGUCCAUCUCAAGCCGCCUUCUCCUCCUGCCCUCCCUCCGCGUCCCAUCACGCCCGCCCCGCUGCCCAGUGCACACUUCCUCGUCCCCGCCGUUACCCAGCUGCCCCCGCCGCCGUGCUGGUCCUUCUCCGCUCUGGCCCCGAAAUUCGGCCCGGGCUCGGCGCCUCCGCCUUGGCAGCGCUGGUGUCCGCGUCAGGGGAAAGGGGCUGGGUCGGCGGUCCAUCUCGUGCAGCCUUGUGCCCUUGCCGGCGACGAUGACGGCGGCGACGAGAUCUACUCGGAUGUGUGCAGCCGCUUCGACGACGUCGUGACACUCAUCGACCGCGAAGAAUACGCCGGCCAUGAAGCAGACCUCUUCCUAUGCCCGUCCUCACCCGCGAUCAAGGAAACAACACCACCACCAACAACCGAUCGGUCGCUCGGCUUCUCCAAACUAUGGCCGUCCUUACCCCACAAGAACCCCGACGCCGGCCCGCUCCAAGCAACAACGGCUGUCGUGUCCGGCAAGUAUUUUUCCAAGGUCGAGCUCUACGCAAACUCGAAGCUUCCGCUGGCACUCUCUCCCUUUGCCUUGUGCGGUUCUAGCUGGCCGCCGCUCCUCCGCCUCGCCGCCCAGUGCUCGCUCCGCGUCUACUCGCCCCCCACGGGCCCGGAGCGGCGCCAGGCCAUCGUCGUGCCCGCAGACUGGCGCUCCGGGUCCAAGGCCAUGUACAUCCGCUCCGUGCCCGCCGACGCCGCACGCACCGUCGUCGUCGCCGUCCGGGGCACCGCUUCCUUCGCCGACUGGGCCGUCAACCUGCGCGCCGACCCCGUCUCUCCGCUGGGCUUCCUCGACGACCCGGGAAACGCGUGCCACGCCGGCUUCCUGUCCGUCGCCCGCGCCAUGGUCGCCCCUGUCGCCCGCCGUCUGCGCGAGAUGCUCGAGGACGAUCCCUCCCGGGCCGAUCACUCCCUCGUCUUCACCGGCCACUCGGCGGGCGGCGCUGUGGCGGCGCUGCUGUACAUGCACAUGCUCGCCGCCUGCCCCGACGCCCAGAGCGAUCUUACCGUGCUGGCAGGCUGCUUCCGUCGCGUCCACUGCCUCACCUUUGGCGCCCCGCCCGUCAGCCUGCUGCCCCUGGCCAAGCCCAACCGGCCCGAGCUGCGCAAGAGCCUCUUCCUGAGCUUCGUCAACGAGGGCGAUCCCGUCACGAGGGCCGACAAGGCCUUUGUCAAGAGCCUGUUCACGCUGCUCAAAAGCCCGCCGCCAUCCUCGGCGGGUCCGAUCGGCGACGGCGAAAAGAAGAAGAAGAACAACAAGGACUCACCUCCGGCCCCGCAGCCUUACUGGAGCCCGCCCGUCUGGACGGUGCCUCCUUCGACCCUCAGCAACGCCGGCUGUAUCGUCCUUCUCCGCAGCGGCGACCCGUAUUUACCGCCUGUCGACCGCAAAUCCGUCCAAGACCGGCUCCAUGAGGGGGUCGUAGCCGUAACGUGCCGCGACGACCAGCUGCGCGGCGUCAUCUGGGGAGAUCCCGUCUGCCACCUCAUGCGGCUGUACGCGGUGCGCGUCGAGGCUCUCGCAGCGGCCGCGGAGAUGGCUGGGAAGACAUCACCCUGA
Hirsutella rhossiliensis is the source of this 1662-nucleotide messenger RNA. Its product is annotated as lipase (class 3) domain-containing protein. Gene Ontology annotation, biological process: lipid metabolic process. Bases 1 to 1662 code for a protein of 553 amino acids. NCBI's taxonomy places the organism in Eukaryota, Fungi, Ascomycota, Sordariomycetes, Hypocreales, Ophiocordycipitaceae. The transcript has a single exon. The record is from RefSeq and is a predicted model, not a curated record.